GGGGAGCGCGAGGAGGAAAAAUCCGGGAUCAGGGCAAGUUUGAUGGCGCAUGCGCGCUGCAGCCUCCAUCCCAAACACACACACAUUUCCCUUGACUUGGAAAGUCACCCAAAGCAGCCCCAAGUGCAGGGCAAAGAGACUUCACCGAGUGAAGGGAGGCCAUCAAAUUCACACUGUCCUCACCUGAGACCACCUCCAAAACAAAGAACCUGACUUCUCUCCUGGCUUUUGUACACUGGAAUGGACCUUGAAGCCUGUGACUUCUCAAUGCAAGGAUGAAGUGAGUUUAGAGCUAAAAACGAGGCAAGAAACCAGGCCUUGAAAUCUCCGAAAGGUAGGAGAGACUUCAGACUGCAAUGGGCAGUUACUGGCAUUGCUGUAGAGGCAUCCUGAACGUCGUGUUGGAAAAGGAAGUGCACAGGACAGUCUUUCUGCAUUGGGAGAAUGUUUGAGGCCCCCAUGCAAAGCUGUGCUCUGUUCUGACUCCAAGUCUCCUCAGACAUGGCCGAGGAAAAUGCACCUGAAAGAACUAUAUGCACUGACGCAGCCUCAGGAAAACCCACGAUGGCUGCCAAGCGCAAAGGCGGCCUGAAGCUGAAUGCCAUCUGUGCCAAGCUGAGCCGCCAGGUCGUGUUCGACCACGGGGCAGCCGAGCAGGCCCGAGCGGACAAGGGCCCGCAGCGGGACAGCAGCAACAAGGACCUGCCUCAGCCCGGCGCCAAGGAGCUGGGCACGGAGCUGGCAGAUGGACUCAGCCGCGUGCAGAAGAUCGAGGAGGACAAGAGGAGGGAGGUGAUUGAGAAGUGGGUGAACGGGGAAUACAACGAGGAGCCCUUGCUGGGCCGAGCUGAGGGCAAGGAGUGUAAAGGGGCCGAGAGCGCUGAGGUGCCCCCUGAAGGGGUUUACAUGGUGCAGCCCAAGGGCUGCAGCGAUGAGGAAGACAACGGGGAUGAGGCCGAUGCUCUGAGGGGCUCGCAGGAUGGCAGCUUCCUGGAUGACAGGGAUUCAGACGGGCCAGCCUCGAAGGACGAUGCCUACCGGUCCUCCAGUGGCGAGACAGGCUCCAAGCUGGGGGCAGGAACCACCUCAGGGGAAGCGUCGUCGCUGCGGGAUUACGCCGCCACCACCAUGAACGAGUUCCUGGGCAUGUUUGGCUACGACGACCAGAACAUGAGGGACGAGCUGGCCCGUAAGAUCAGCUUUGACAAGCUGAACGCUGCUACCUCAGAGGCCCCCGCCGCCGCCGCCCUGCCCGGGGAAGACGCCGUGAGCAAGCGCGCCCGCUUCUCCAAGUACGAGGAGUACAUCCGCAAGCUGAAGGCUGGGGAGCAGCUCUCCUGGCCCAUGCACUUGGCCAAACCCGAGGAGCUGGGCUCCAAACUGGGCAAAGAAGCUUCCUCGGUGCUGGCACAGCCCAUUCGGGUGCCGGGUCCUGAUGCCUCCAUGCUGACGGAGACCAAAGCCACCAUCCUGCCGCUGCCCUCUCCCAGCAGCUCCCAGAUGCAGGGCCUGAUGUCCCGGGCCUCCAAGUAUGACUUCUUCAUUCAGAAGCUGAAGACGGGUGAGAGCAUCAGGCCACAAAACGGCAACACUUACAAGAAGGCCUCCAAGUAUGACCUAGAAAACGUCAAGUACUUGCACCUUUUCAAGCCUGGAGAAGGAAGCCCAGAUAUGGGAGGAGCCAUCGCCUUCAAGACAGGCAAAGUGGGCCGGCCUUCCAAGUACGAUGUGAGGAACAUUCAGAAGCUUACUCCAGUGAAAGCUCCAACGCCCAGCCUGGCCCCAGCUCCCCUCGCCAGCAACCCCAGCAGCACUCCCGUGGCUGGGCCAGAGCAAUCCGUCUCAUUGCCAUUCAACACUCCUGAGUACCUGAAAUCCACUUUCUCCAAGACAGACUCCAUCACAACUGGAACGGUCUCUACAGUGAAGAACGGAUUACCCACUGACAAACCGGCUGUCAGCGAAGACGUCAACAUUUACCAGAAGUAUAUUGCCAGGUUCUCUGGCAGUCAGCACUGUGGACAUAUACACUGUGCAUACCAGUAUAGAGAACAUUACCACUGCCUUGACCCAGAGUGCAACUACCAGAGGUUCACUAGUAAACAGGAUGUGAUUCGGCAUUACAACAUGCACAAGAAGCGUGACAAUUCCCUGCAGCACGGCUUCAUGCGCUUCAGCCCCCUGGACGACUGCAGCGUGUACUACCACGGCUGCCACCUCAACGGCAAGAGCACACACUACCACUGCAUGCAGGUGGGUUGUAACAAGGUCUAUACAAGCACCUCUGAUGUCAUGACCCAUGAGAACUUUCACAAGAAGAACACACAGCUCAUCAACGACGGGUUCCAGCGGUUCCGCGCCACGGAGGACUGUGGCACUGUGGAAUGCCAGUUCUACGGGCAGAAAACCACUCACUUUCACUGCAGGCGACCUGGGUGUACAUUCACCUUCAAGAACAAGUGUGACAUUGAGAAGCACAAGAGCUACCACAUCAAAGAUGAUGCCUAUGCCAAGGAUGGCUUCAAGAAGUUCUAUAAGUACGAGGAAUGCAAGUAUGAGGGCUGUGUCUACAGCAAGGCCACCAACCACUUCCACUGCAUAAGGGCAGGCUGUGGCUUCACCUUCACCUCCACGAGCCAGAUGACCUCCCAUAAACGCAAACACGAGCGCCGGCACAUCCGCAGCUCAGGAGUGCUGGGGCUGCCUGCCUCUCUCCUGGGCUCCAAGGAUAACGAGCAAGAGGAGUCCAGUAAUGAUGACCUUAUUGACUUCUCUGCUAUGAGCUCAAAGAACUCCAGCCUGAGUGCCUCCCCCACCAGUCAACAGUCUUCUGUUUCUCUCAUAGUCCCAGCUGCACCCUCCUCUGCUGCUGAGCUUGCUUCCUCACAGGGCAGCAAGUCUGCCAACAGCAUGACACCAGCCACCAAGAUCUCUGGCCUGCUCUCCCAGGCUCUUCCCAGCAAUAUACCCUUGGCCCUGGCACUCUCCAACACAACUCUUCCUGGAGCAGCUGGAUCCUUCUUCCCCAUCAUCCCCAGUCGGGUCUCUACACCACUCCCUGCCAGCUCAGCUAAUCUGAUGACUGCUGGUUCCUCUGGCACCAAUCCAACAUCGACUGCUCCUUCAGAUUCCUCAUCCCAGGCCAUUUCGGGAUCCGGUGAGCCAGCAGCUACUUCUUCUCCAGCUCCAACAGCAUCCAUAAUGGAAAGGAUCUCUGCUAGCAAGGGAUUAAUCUCUCCUAUGAUGGCCAGGUUGGCGGCCGCUGCACUCAAGCCCUCUGUGGCACUUGAAGCAGCAGGGAAUGGCCAACCAGCAGCUCCCGGGCGGUUCAAUCCAGUUCAGGUGAAGCAGGAACCUGUGGAAGCCAUGGGGUCAUCAUCUGCCACCAGUCAGGAUUCCCUGCAGGAGCACAGCUUGGACUUGAGCGUCAAGGAUCAUGGUAAUGAAUCAAAUGGCCACACAGUCUCGGCAAAUUCAUCUCUUUUAUCCUCGCUUAUGAAUAAGAUGUCCAAGACCAGUGCCAGCCUUGGCAACCUGCUGAACAUUAAGACAGAAGGAGAUGGCAGCCAGGCUGGAGCUGGAGAGCCAACACAGUACUUGGGCAAGGCAGUGAAGGCACUUGUCCAGGAGAAGCUCUCUGAGCCAUGGAAGAUGUACCUGCGCCGGUUUGGUACCAAGGACUUCUGUGAUGCACAGUGCGACUUCCUCCAUAAGGUGCAUUUCCACUGCGUGGUGGAGGAGUGUGGGGCCCUCUUCAGCACCCUGGAUGGAGCCAUCAAACACGCCAAUUUUCACUUCCGAACUGAGGGUGGAACUGUGAAAAGCAACUCCGAGUCUCCCUUCUCAGCCACUACUGAGAAUAAGGCUUCACUGGCACCUUCAUCACCAUCUGCUACUUCUGUCACCAUGGCAAGUGCUCCUGCCCUUGACAUGCCCACUCCAAGUCCAGCUACUGUGCCCUCUACCCCUACACUGCUAGCUUGGAAGCAGCUGGCUUCAACUAUACCCCAGAUGCCUCAGAUCCCAGCAUCAGUGCCUAACCUGGCAACUUCCCCCUUGGCAACGACUUCCCUGGAGAACGCCAAGCCUCAGGUCAAACCUGGAUUUCUCCAGUUCCAGGAGAAUGAUCCCUGCCUGGCAACAGACUGCAAGUAUGCCAACAAAUUCCACUUCCACUGUCUCUUUGGGAACUGCAAGUAUGUGUGCAAAACCUCUGGCAAAGCAGAAUCCCACUGCCUGGACCACAUCAACCCCAACAAUAAUCUGGUGAAUGUGAGAGACCAGUUUGCUUAUUACUCACUGCAGUGUCUCUGUCCAAACCAGCACUGUGAAUUCAGGAUGCGAGGGCAUUACCACUGUCUUCGUCCUGGCUGCUACUUUGUGACUAACAUCACCACCAAGCUGCCCUGGCACGUGAAGAAGCAUGAGAAAGCAGAGAGAAGGGCAGCCAAUGGCUUCAAGUAUUUUACCAAGCGAGAGGAGUGUGGCAGACUAGGUUGCAAAUACAACCAGGUGAACAGCCACUUCCACUGCAUUCGAGAGGGCUGCCAGUUCUCCUUCCUGCUCAAGCACCAAAUGACAUCCCACGCCAGAAAGCACAUGAGAAGGAUGCUGGGCAAGAACUUUGAUCGUGUUCCUACUCAGGUUAUUGGCCACACUCCAAGAAAUGAAAAUCUCCCCCAGGUUGGCAGCAUGGCACCCAGCCCAGCCUCAUCAGGAACCCCAGCUUCCUUUCAGGGACCCCCAAGCAUGAUGGACACUGAAACAGAUGAGUACAUGGAUUACACUGGCUGUAGCCCUGGGGGUAUCUCCUCUGAAUCUUCCAAUAUGGACCGCAGCUGCUCCAGCACUCCAGUGGGCAAUGAAAGUACAUCAGCAGGGAACACCAUCACUAUGCCAACUGCCUCGGGGGCCAAGAAGCGCUUCUGGAUUAUCGAGGACAUGUCCCCGUUCGGCAAACGCCGCAAGACCGCGUCGUCACGCAAGAUGCUGGAUGAGGGGAUGAUGCUGGAGGGAUUUCGGCGCUACGACCUCUACGAGGACUGCAAGGACUCCAGCUGCCAGUUCUCCCUCAAGGUGACCCACUACCACUGCACGCGGGAGAACUGCGGCUACAAGUUCUGUGGCCGUACCCACAUGUACAAGCACGCCCAGCACCACGACCGCGUGGACAACCUGGUGUUGGAUGAUUUCAAGCGCUUCAAGUCUUCUCUGAGCUGCAACUUCCCAGACUGUCAGUUCUCUGGCAACAGCACACACUUCCACUGCCUGCGCUGCGGCUUCCGCUGCACCGACAGCACGAAGGUGACGGCCCACCGCAAGCACCACGGCAAGCAGGACGUCAUCAGCGCCGCCGGCUUCUGCCAGUUCAGCUCCAGCGUGGACUGCGAGGUGCCUGACUGCAAGUACAAACUCAAGUGCUCCCACUUCCACUGCACCUACCCCGGCUGCAAACACACGGUGGUGGGCAUGUCCCAGAUGGACUCGCACAAGCGCAAGCACGAGAAGCAGGAGCGAGGGGAGCUGCCUGCCAUCUCUCCCGGCCCCGAGGGCCUCGCCCACUCCACUCUCGAGUACGACAUCCAGAACUCUUCCAUCAACCUGGACAGUUCCCUCAACCUCAGCACUGACAACAACAGCUCCCUCUUCUUCCUGCAGAACGCGGCCGGCGUGGGCCUCAACGAUUCCCUGGACCUCAGCAAGAAGCAGUCGGAAGCCAGCGAGGGCCCGUCGCCGAGCAGAGCCGCGGCCGCGGCACAGGAGAGGGGCGCGGCGGCAUCGGGCUCCGGCGAUGUGGAGGACGAGGACGACUCUUCCCAAGAGGACGAGGAGGAUGACGAGGAGGAGAUGAAUGAAGAAGAGGAGGAUGAUGAAGAGGAGGAUGAUGAUGACGACGAUGAGGAGGAGGAUGAAGAGGAAGACCUGAACACUGAUUCGGAGGAAUCGCUGCCUGACACCGAGGGCCCGCCCGCUAAAGAGGAUGGAGAACCGGAGGAGGCUGCUUCUUCCACAGACCAGGGCGAUGCUUCCAGGCCGCAGGGUGAGCCAGCCCCUGCUCCAGCCCCAGCUCCAGCCCCAGCUCCAGCUGCAGCCCCAGCCUCUGCCGUCGCUCCAGCAGCUUCUCCCUAACCUUAGAGACGACAGCGGCAGUGGUUCGGUUUUGCUCUUACACAGAAUUACUAAGAGGACCCCACAUGAGGCAAGAACAAAGAUCGGGAUGGCAAGUGAAAAGCAAACUCCGUGCCACACACGUGAGAGAGAGAGAGGAAGGAAGGAAACCCAUGCUCCUCCACAGCCCCCCCACGAGAGACAGGCUGGCAGCAGGACUGGUGCUGCAUCGCUUCGUGAAGCAGAUCACGGAACACGGGGGCAGGACGCGGCACAAAACGCCCUUUACACGGACAAGGACCUUGAGGGUACCGGCUGCUUUUCCUUGCUCCCUGCAUGGUGCGUGGGGCCUGUGCCCAUCUGGGGACCCUUUGUUAUGGGUGGGGCUCUAUCCCCCCCUUUUUUCUUUCUGGGUUUUGUUUUUCCAUGUUUUCAGUUUUACGAUAUUAAUAAUAAUCUCCACUUCUUGGAGGGGGGUGGGUGGGAACAACAGGUAAUGAAUUUUAGAAACAUAUAUAUCUGUGUGUGUGUCUCUCUAUAUAUAAUGUACACACACACACACAUAUAUAACAGUCAAGGAAUUGGUGUCACAAAGACAACCAGCUCAGCUUUUGCCAGUGGGAAGGGGGGUGAGGGGUGUGCGCUCUCUCGCUCUCUCUCUCCACCCCUCCCCCUUCUUUCUCCAGCAUUAAAUGAAUGGCAUCAGACAGCGAGGGUGGGAGGUGGGUAUUUAUUGUCACAUAAAUGAGGACGCAUUAAUGAAUGAGCAGGGGUGGGAAUGGGACACUCCUCUAUUCUUCCAGAACCUUUUUACUAUUAAUGGUAAUAAUUUUGAAUGCUAUUUAUAUUGUAAAACUUUUCUCAGUCUACACUUUCUCUGUAGGACACCUCUCCUCGGCCCUGCUGUGCUGCCCGCAGGGCUUUAGCUGAAGUGACUUGGGAAGAACACAGCAGGCAGUUAAAAGGGUCUGUCACACUGGAGGACUGGGGUUAACCUCCCAUCCAGUUCCAUCUCAUCCCAACCCCCCGGGUGCUUCCUCUCAGUUGAGGGUGAGGCGUUUUUGUGGUGCUUCAGUAUCCCCAUCUCAGGAGGUUGUGAGCUGACACUGUCGCGCGGUGCGGCACACGUGCCCACACACGAGCGUCCUUAGCCACUACAGCAGCCUUGCAGAGACUCCUUGCUCUCUGACCCCAGCAGCCACAGGUAUGUCCCCUCUCCCCACUGCUGUCUGUCUGCAUGGACUCAUCUCUCUGGUGACUUGAGCGAAGGCACCACUGAGGAGGGAGGUGAAGGCAGGCAGACAUCCAGGGUCCUGCUGCAGUGUCCAGCUCAGGAGGGGUCUCCUCUGCUCAGCUCUGCAGCAGGGAGCGGGGGUGACACUGUUCUGCAGCACCUCACCCUGGUAGCCGUUGGCCCAGACCCGCUUUCUGCAGCUACAAACCAUGAGGCUGCUGCAACCUGCGCAGCACACAGAAGGCCAAGAUGGGGCAGAUGCUAGUAGAGGCCAGGACACAGUCCAGCUAAGAGCGAAUGCAUUUCUGGGUGCACACUGAUACAUUUGGACAAUGAGGGCUAAUGGCUUGGGCACUGCAUAAGCAAAUGCCACUAUAUUGUGUUGAGACCUGGCACCCCCAGCACCUCGGCCUUUCUCCUGCUCUUUUCCUGACCCAGUCUGGGAACACACACUACAGGAUCCUGUCCCAGACUCUGACAGGUGAGAGAGCAGCUGUUUGACCGCAAAUCCUCACCUGAGUCAGAGAGAGAGAGCUUGUCUACAGACCCCUGGGCUCCAGAAGGACUAGCUGAGUGAACUCUGCUCACAGUUAUUUCAGUGCCAGUUUGUAAGUACACCAGCCUAGCAAAAGGUUCCUUGUGUCUAAACUUUGUCCCUUUUUGGACAAAAAAAAAAAAUCCACUUAAUUAUUUGUUUAUCCCUAAUAUCAUGCAGGCACAGCACACUCCCCUCCCCCCAGCGCCAUGAGCACUUCAGCUCCAGGGGAUCCCCAGCAUUUGUCUUCACCCUGAACAGAGAAAAGGCCUCGAGAAGUUUAGGUUGGGUUGUGUCUCACAAAUGAACCGGCGCAGCUCGAGUCGGAUUCAUAAACAAGCAGCUCAGCUGUGUAAAUGUGGGGACAGAACGUUCAGAUAACGUUUCAAAAGGAAAAGGCAAAAAAACACCCAACCACCCUACCCCAAAACAGCAACACAAAGUUGUACAAUAUUCUUCCUGUAAAGUGUAUUACUGUACCUAGAACAAAAGAAGCCCCCAAUGCCAGGGUGAGGGGUCCGUGCCUCUGGGUAGCCCUUAGAUACGGUUAAUUGUGUGCAAUUUGCUUUUCUUUUUUUCCUUCUUUUUUUUUUGACUCUUUUUUUCCCCUUCAGUGUAGUGUUUGUUUGGAGGGGGGAGGCAGGGAGGGCACAGUCCCUGCACUGAGCGGAGCUGCACGAUUCCGGAUCCUAACUUGAAUUUUGUAGAGAUGAAACAAAUGAAAAACAAACAAAAAAAAGAGAAACAAAUGAGAUAUUGUUAUUUACUAGUUUGUAGUAUAUUUAAUUCUUUGGAGUUCUUUUUCCUCUAUCAGCUAUUUGUGUGGCUUUUAUUUUUAUAGGGGUUUUUUGUUUGUUUGUUUUUGUUUUGUUUGGUAUAUCCCCUGCCCUCAGCUGUGUGUUUUCUAGCACAAACCCAAUUCUUGAAUAGGAUGAAGCUCACGUUCCUGGGGCAGAGAGAGAGAAUGAGGCCCUGGGAUUUCUAGAAAUGGGAUGGGGCAAAAAAAAAAGAAAAAAAGGAAAAAAAAAAAAAAAGAUGUUACUUUAAUGGCAUUUGCUGCAGGUUCUGUACUUGUACAUUGUUUCCCAUAUUCAGCUCCUUUAGAUAGUAUGGUGAUGGGCUCCAAGAGGAAUCCUUGGAUGUAACACAAGCCACAUCUUCCAGAGAGAGAUGUGUUUCUUUUGUACUGCUGAAAUCAACAACGUGACUUCUGUGGGAGCAGGAUCGAGCCUCCUGCCUUCAACACAACACGCUGGGAGGGCUCCAGGAACCCUGCCCCGAGCGUUGCUGCCGCCGAGGCGAGCAGGGAGGGUCCGGCCGGGGACAGACAGCCUGAGCAGCUCUGGCCCUGCACCGCCUCAUGGUGGUUUUACCUCUCCCCUUUCAUCUCCUAGCAGACUCCACUGACUGAAUCGCUGCACAACAGUGGGAGAAAGCAGAAGUGUGUGGAGAAAAGGGGUGAGAGAUGUGGUGGUAGCUGUGCUAAGGCCGGCGCCGGGCCGUCCCGCGCCCUCCGCUCUGGCCCCGCGGCAGGGCCUGCGUUUAUCUAUGCACACCAUUUCCCCCCAAGGUACCCUACUUCUCCCUCACAUCUCAAGCCUUUCUCCCAAACCUUUAUCACUUCUUCUCUGGGAGCCGGCAGGGGGAAGGAGGUUUCUCUCCCCAGAGGCUGCUGCCCAGACCCUGCGGACGGGCAGCCAUCGGCCCCCCCCGCGUCGGGCUCCUGCCCUCUCGCCUCUGUAAAUCUCUUCCUUGUCUCUAUUUACAACAACAACAACAACAAGUCAAGAAAGUUAAACCUGUCUUUUUGAUUGUUUUUGAAUUCUGCUAGGUUAAGGCUUUAAUUCAGCAAAACUCUUGAGCAGAUGGUUUGUAAGCGGGGCUCAGCCCGCGCUUAAGGGCUUUUCUGAACAAAGGCCUCCCCGUUACAGCCAGGUGGUUCUCCAGCUCCAGCCACCAGUAAGGACUGUCCGUACAAUCCCACUGAAAUGUGGGCUUACAGGAAUGACCAGAGGAAAAAGGGAGAUUCAGCUAACUGUGUGAGGAGGGGAGAGCGAGAGAGAGAGGGGAAAUGGAACUGUUCUGUCCAAAACAAGAUAAAAACCAAACUAAAUAAACCUUGAGAUGGACCCUCCUGAUUCUGCCACCAUUCACUGCUGAAGAGCAAACAACAGCCCUAUUGACUAGAUCACUCAUUCUAGCCACAAACUCAACUGGAUUAAAGUCUGUGUGGAAGGAAUUUUGUAAAGAAAAGGAAAAAAAAAAGUAAAAAAAAAAUAAAUAAAACUUCCAAUGUAGCAAAAAAAAAAAGAGAAAAAAAACAACAGAAAAACCCCAACUUUAAAAACAAAAAUGAUAAAAAAAAGAGGGAGGAUUCUAGCCUUUGGUAAUCUCCAUAUUGCACACUAGGACUAUAAGCCAUUGCUAGCUCAUUUUGAAUUUUAAAUGUGUAAUUUUUUUUGUUUGUUUUGUUGUUGUUUUUUGGUUUUGUUGGUUUUUUUUUUUUUCUUUCCGUGGGGGAGGGGGUGGGAAAUAAAUGCUUGAACCACCAAUGCUCUUUUUAAUGUUUUAUAAAUAUGUAUGUGUAUAUAUAUAAAUAUAAAAAUAAUAUGUAUGCACAUAUAUAUGUGUGUGUGUAUAUAUCUAUAUGUAUAUACAUAUAUAUAGAUAUAUAGAUAUAUAUAUAGGUUUUGAGACAAAAAAAUGCAGAAAGUGAUAAAAAAAAAGAAACCCAACACCCUAACCAGGAUGGUGUGCUCUGAUUUACUUGAAUCUGGUCUCUUCAGCACCUGCGUUAUUAAGAACUGAAUAUUUUUCCACUUGAAUUUAGUGCUAUUAGAAAUUUAAUAUAUGUGUUUUAUUUAUUUGAUUUUUUUUUGCAUGACUGAUGCAAGGUUUGACAUUUUCACUCAAUA
Molecule: messenger RNA, 10792 nt
Organism: Colius striatus (speckled mousebird)
Lineage: Eukaryota; Metazoa; Chordata; Aves; Coliiformes; Coliidae
Gene: CASZ1
Product: castor zinc finger 1
Exons: 21
Coding region: 502-6129 (1875 amino acids)
Biological process (GO): positive regulation of transcription by RNA polymerase II; regulation of neuron differentiation
Cellular component (GO): nucleus
Molecular function (GO): DNA-binding transcription factor activity, RNA polymerase II-specific; RNA polymerase II transcription regulatory region sequence-specific DNA binding
Source: RefSeq, a predicted model, not a curated record